Molecule: messenger RNA, 1412 nt
Organism: Leptonychotes weddellii (Weddell seal)
Lineage: Eukaryota; Metazoa; Chordata; Mammalia; Carnivora; Phocidae
Source: RefSeq, a predicted model, not a curated record
UAUCCUGUUCCGCAUCUGGCUAAUCUAGCAAAUAUGUUUUCAUGGAAGAUGGUAAUUCUGAGUGUGACUUUUAGGCUCUGUUCCCGAAAAGAAUUAUAAUCAGUAGCAUUUUUGUAAAUAAUGUAGACUGUGGUGUCUUUACAAAAACAAUGAUCAAUUAAACCCUUAGUCAAAACCUUCUUGUUGGAACCAGAUGCUGCCCUGACUGAGCUAAUUAACACUUGGGUUUAAAUCACCAAGUUUUUCAUUGUUACUUUUCUGAGUUCUUAGUCAUUCGCAUGGUAAAGCCUUUGUUCUUAACAUAGCCUGGAUUAGAUUAUUUUGUAAAGAGUCUUCAAGUUAAAAAUUAGUAUUUUUCAGAUCCGCCAAAAAAUAAUGGAUUAUUUUACUAAGCAAUCUUGGAAAACAGCUCAACAACAUCUGAACACAAUGAACCAUCAGAUUCAGGAGUAUAGGAUCAAAAAACUUGAUAAGUUCCAAUUCAUCAUCAUAGAGGAGCUGGAGAAUUUUGAAAAAGAUUCACAGUCUUUAAAAGAUUUGGAGAAGGAGUUUGUGGAUUUUUGGGAGAAGACAUUUCAGAAGUUCAGUGCCUAUCAAAAAAGUGAACAGCAGAGGCUUCACCUUUUGAAAGCGUCACUGGACAAAAAUGUCUUCUACAACACUGAUUAUGAAGACACUGUUUUUACAUCUGAGAUGUGUUCGAUGAAAGAAAACAUGAAAAUGCUGCAAGACAGGCUCCUGAAGGAAACGCAAGAAGAGGAGCUUCUUAAUGUACGCAGAGGACUGAUGUCAUUAUUCAUGGCUCAUGAAAGAAAUGUUCAUGUGUGAUGUCUAGUUGUUAUCAACAAGUUUUAUCCACUUAUUCCUUUUUGUGUAUAACAGGAAAUACCAGAGUAGCCCUACAAAGAGAAAAAUACACAUGUCACCCAGGGAAGAGUGCUUUUGUAGGAGCCUCCAAAUCCAAAGAAAUGUCGUCUUAUGGAUGAGAAAGAACUACUUUAACAUGACUCCAACCUCAAGAGACUUCUUUCUGUAGAAUAUUACUCUUCUUUUCAAACAGUAAUAGGCAUUUGCUCGUUUUUGUAGUAAUAUUUACAUUGCACAAAUCUUACCAAGUUAACUAUACUCAUAAAACUAGUUUAAUAAAGUUUAUCAUAUAAAAUAUAUUUUAAAUGAAUACAGACUAAAUAGAAGGUAUUACUAGUUCAGAAUAUACUACAUGUAAUAAAAAUUUAGCCAUGCUGAGAAAGGGGAGAAGGCUCGGAUUUAAGUCGGUACUUUGAGCACAUCGUGGGAGAGUGUGUUUAUUCAGUUAUGGCUCCAGUUACUUUAUUGUCCGAACAUCUCUUCACUCCUAAGCAGGCUGUUUUGACCAGUACUUUUUAAGCUCCUAAUAGUCAUUAUAAUAGUAU